Phascolarctos cinereus (koala) is the source of this 910-nucleotide messenger RNA. RefSeq names its product bone marrow proteoglycan-like. Lineage: Eukaryota; Metazoa; Chordata; Mammalia; Diprotodontia; Phascolarctidae. Gene Ontology annotation, biological process: immune response. The record is from RefSeq and is a predicted model, not a curated record.
GUCACUUCCUCCUAAGUCCUGAUAUAAGGGCUAUCCACGGAGCUCAGUUGUUAAAGUCUCUGAGGGUGUGAGUCUCAGAUUCCCAAGGAGCCUCAUACAGAGAAAGACAAAGGUUGUGCCCCUGACACUGAGAAGAGAUGAAGCUCUGUCUGAUCCUCUCACUUGUCCUGUUGGGAACAGUGUCCUCCUUUAAUUUGAAGAACGAGGAUCUCAAGAUAGAGACACCAGAGAAAGAAGAGACACUGAAUCAAGAGCAAGUGAUUUCAGAUGAAGAGGAGAGCCUGGCUUCUGGGGAAGAUGACUCCUGGUGGGAGAAGGAAGAAGCCUCGGAGUCAGUCCCAGUCACAGCUACUAAGGAAGAUGAUAAUGUGUGCCCCAAGGAAGAGGAUGUAGUUCAUUUGGCAGGUACCCCAGGGUGUCAGAGCUGCCGAUAUCUGCUAAUCAGACAAGUACAAACAUUUGGAAAUGCUGACGCUGUCUGCCGGAGCUGCUACAGGGGCAGACUGGUCUCCAUCCACAACUACAACCUCAAUUGUCUAAUCUAUAGAACAUCUCAACAACUCAACCAGGCCCAGGUUUGGAUUGGAGGCCAUAUCACUGGUUGGGGUUUCUGUAAGAGAUUCUCUUGGCUUGAUGGGAGCCAUUGGAAUUUUGCUUACUGGGCAAGUGGCCAGCCUGGAAAUGGUGGCGGCAACUGUGUGGCCUUGUGCACCAGAGGGGGUCAUUGGCGAAGAGCUCCAUGUGUCCGGAAGCUGCCCUUUAUUUGCUCUUACUGAACCAGGCCAAUCCAUAGACUUUCCAGUGGCUGCCCCAGAGAAUCCUCUGCAGACUCUGCUGUCAACUCCCUCCCUUCUCCCGCCUGGGAUUCCAGUUCUCCUUCAUUUGCAAUAAAUCAGAGUUCUUGAAAUGA